AUGGUACAUGAACAGCUGCUGGACAGUCUGAAUGCACGUCUUUCAGCUCACUCUCGAACCUUUGAAACUUUACUUCAACUCAUACCCACAAACUAUUUGACAGUAAAGCAAGAGAAAGCUCAUAAUGAAUCCAAAUAUAUGCACAACAAGCGGAAGCGACAGAGCGAGCACGCCUUGAGACAUGCCCAGAAGAAGAGAAAGCAGCGCUCAAAGGCCGAGAAACUAUGGGCAGAAGAAACCGACGCGAGCACCGACGUUGACUGUGAUACAGCUUCUGUAGCCAGCAGCGUAGCGAGCAGUAUUACAAGCAGUGUGGCUAGCAGCGUGAAUAGUUGUGAUUUCGACCCCUUUGAUCAAAACUUCAAUGCCUGUAAACACACAAUGACCCUGCCGAUGGCUGUACAGGCCGACAUUCUGCAGCCUAUGCGAAACAAAGACACUACUGAGCUGCGCAAUCAGCUUCAUCAAAGAAUUGUUGCUUUGAGACAAAAAAGAAAUGCACCCGGAUCAGAUACACCAAAAGCACGAAGCAGAGAGGAAGUGCUGGCUAAACAAUUGAAAUGGAAGGAGGAUCAGAAGAGAAUAAAAGCAGAAAAAAGUAAAGCUAGAGCACUUGCACUUCUAUACAAACCAAUUCAGCUUACUAGAACUACUCUUUCAUCGGUAUCACAGCCACCAAAAGAUUCUACAAUCGAUGUCAAGCCAUCUAAUAGCGUUCCUACAAACACUCUUCAUACAAAGGACACAUCGUCCAUUAAAGACCCAUUAGCUACCAAUAGCAACAUCAAAGAUUUACCUUUAACCAAAGAAACCCUUAAAAAUAUUCACAAGGUUGAACAUGGUUUUUCCACUAAAGAGAUUCUACCUCAUCCAAAACAAGACAAUCCAAAACGCCAUUUUGGGCCUAAAUCCUCUUCUGACCAUAAAAAGAAGCAAAAAGGAGGACGUGCCGGGUUUGAAGGUGCUGUCCGAAGAAAAACCGAGAAACAGCGCAAGCAAAAGAAACAAUCCCUUUAA
This is a messenger RNA of Phycomyces blakesleeanus NRRL 1555(-), 1017 nucleotides long. RefSeq lists its product as hypothetical. Lineage: Eukaryota; Fungi; Mucoromycota; Mucoromycetes; Mucorales; Phycomycetaceae. The transcript has 5 exons. The record is from RefSeq and is a predicted model, not a curated record. Bases 1 to 1017 code for a protein of 338 amino acids.